Messenger RNA from Lodderomyces elongisporus, 750 nucleotides. RefSeq names its product Cell surface superoxide dismutase [Cu-Zn] 4 (gene SOD4). Gene Ontology annotation, molecular function: copper ion binding. Gene Ontology annotation, cellular component: extracellular region. Bases 1 to 750 code for a protein of 249 amino acids. Gene Ontology annotation, biological process: superoxide metabolic process. NCBI's taxonomy places the organism in Eukaryota, Fungi, Ascomycota, Pichiomycetes, Serinales, Debaryomycetaceae. The record is from RefSeq and is a predicted model, not a curated record. The transcript has 2 exons.
AUGGGGUUGAUAUAUGCCAGCUCCUACUACAAGAUGUUGACAUAUCGUCUAGCCACAGGUGACGCCCCAGUGCAAACAGAUUCAUCCAACCAAGAAUCUGUUGUUGCUACAUUUAGUCCCAAAGGUACUUCUGAGAUUUCAGGAACUAUCAAAUUUAGUCCUGCUAGUAAUGGUUCAGUCUUGGUCUCAGUUGACGUUAGUGGUUUACCCUCAUCAGGUGGCCCAUUCCCAUACCACAUCCAUGAGGCACUUGUUCCUGAGAAUGGCAAUUGCACUGCAACUGGCGGCCAUUUUAAUCCAUUCAAUGGAUCGGCCUCGGCUACCGAACCAGCUGCUAAAGAAGUUGGUGACUUGGCUGGAAGACAUGGUAACAUCACCACCACCUCAGACUUCAAGACAGAGUAUGUUGACAAUUAUCUUUCCUUGAACCCAGACUCUGAGGCAUACUUUGGAAACCUUUCAGUAGUGAUUCAUUCAAGUAACAACUCAAGAUUGACAUGUGCUAACUUGGAAUCUGAAGAAAGUUCUGGCACAAAUGGUGGUGAUGGUGGUGGUGCAAGUGGAUCUAACUCAACAACAGGUGGUGGUGGUGCAAGUGGAUCUAACUCAACAACAGGUGGUGGUGGUGCAAGCGGAUCUAACUCAACAACAGGUAGUGGUGGUGCAAGUGGAUCUUCAACAGCCAACAGUGCCAGUGGUUUGGAGUAUGGUGGAAUGGUUGUCGCAGCUGCUGUUGCCUUAUUGAUUUAA